Molecule: messenger RNA, 1290 nt
Organism: Linum trigynum
Lineage: Eukaryota; Viridiplantae; Streptophyta; Magnoliopsida; Malpighiales; Linaceae
Source: the annotation of a GenBank genome assembly
AUGUCUUUUGCGAGGAACUACCGUUCACAAGGCGGAACAAUGUUCGAUGAUCGUUCAACCACUUUUAGUAGGGGAAGUUAUGAUUGGAGCGCGUACUUGAGCGCUGGUUGGAAUGAUAAUCAUGAUUAUCGGCGGAGCUGUCAGGAUUUCUAUGAUUUCUCUGGGAAACUGAGGAGCCAUAUUGCUGACAGUGGCAAGUACAAUAACCCUCCUCCUAGUGGUGCACCGUCUUUGAAAAGGAGAAAGUUCAGCUCUAGUAUGUGGGGAGAGGGUGAUGGACAUAAUUAUCUGCAGCUCAACACAUUUGAGGACGGUGGCAGAGAUUAUCAGCACUCAAAAUCAUAUGGAGAUGCUGCUAGGUAUCAAGUGCAGUUUAAUAACACGCACGGAGAUCAUCAGAGGCAGUAUGUGCAACCUAAGAUCUACAGAGAUGGUGGAAGAUGCCUACCAAGGUCUAAUAGCGUGUAUCAAGCUUCUGCACCUUUGACUCAAAGAAAUCCACUCCCUGCUCCUUUGAGGACAAACACCGAAGCAUCUACAUCUACUAGCUGUAAACGUGACCGCUCGAAAUUAGAAGAAGAGGAACCACUCUUUUUGUCAAGGGAUGAGAUUGAACGGUGCUCUCCUUCAAGGAAAGAUGGUAUUGAUGCUCAACAUGAAGCGCAUUUGCGCUACUCUUAUUGCGCCUUCCUUCAGGACCUUGGCCUUCGACUUGAUCUGCCACAAACAACUACUGGGACCGCCAUGGUGUUGUGUCACCGUUUUUUUAUUCGCCGGUCACAUGCUUGCCAUGAUAGAUUUUUAAUUGCUACUGCUGCCCUUUUUCUUGCUGCAAAGUCUGAGGAGACAGCACGGCCAUUGAAUGAUGUAUUGAGAUCAUCCUGUGAGAUUUUUCAUAAGCAGGACAUCAGUCUAUUGUCAUACGUACUGCCCAUUGACUGGUUUGAACAGUACCGGGAGCGAGUGAUGGAUGCUGAGCAAAUGAUAUUGACUACCCUCAAUUUUGAACUAAAUGUGCAGCAUCCUUAUGCUCCACUCACUUCUGUCCUUGACAAGUUAGGCCUGGCACAGACUCUUUUGGUCAAUGUGGCCUUGAACUUGGUUAAUGAAGGGCUUAAGAGCUCAUUGUGGCUUCAGUUCAAGCCACAUCAGAUUGCUGGUGGUGCUGCUUACCUUGCUGCCAAGUUUCUAAACAUGGACCUCCCUUCUUAUCAGAACGUCUGGCAGGAGUUUCAUACACCACCCACCGUUCUUCAAGAUGUGGCACAACAACUGAUGGAGCUCUUUUAG